UCAUUUUCCUUGGAACCGAAAAAUAGCUCAAUAACAUCAACAUCUCCAACUACACGACAGCCCACCAUUUCAAUGGCAAUUUCUCCUCAAAAAAACCAUUAUUUAGGCUGACUGUCAACUAAUCCUAUUGAUCUUUUUGGCCUUCCCUUUCCCCCUUUUUUCGCAAAUCUUCAAACGACCCUUUCGAUAUUUUACCCCUUUUUUGCAAAUUUUGAAUUACCCAUCUGAUAUUUUGGCUUUUUGAUCGCAAUUUGGAAGCACCCUUUUGAUAAAGUUUGGUUCUUUUAGGAAAAAAAUUCAACUAUACAUAUUUUUUGUUAAAAGUUUGCAGAAUCCAUGGCCGGCAUUGCUACCGCCGGCGACACCAGCACCAGUACCAGCAGCAACCUAGCGCCGACGAGGAGUUUGAGCAAGAAGGAAAAUCAGGGGCUUCUGUUGGGCAGGUAUGAAAUUGGGAAAUUACUAGGGCAUGGUACUUUUGCUAAGGUGUACCAUGCUAGAAAUGUGAAGACGAAUGAGAGCGUAGCGAUUAAGGUGAUUGAUAAAGAAAAGAUCUUGAAAGUGGGUCUUAUUGAUCACAUAAAACGUGAGAUCUCAAUUCUCAAGAGAGUUAGGCAUCCAAAUAUAGUUGAAUUGUACGAAGUUAUGGCUACAAAAGCCAAAAUCUUCUUUGUCAUGGAGUAUGUCAAAGGCGGUGAGCUCUUCAAUAAGGUUGCCAAAGGCAGGCUUAAGGAAGAAGUUGCUCGGAAAUAUUUCCAGCAGUUAAUCUCUGCUGUCGCUUUUUGUCAUGCCCGGGGUGUUUACCAUAGGGACCUAAAGCCAGAAAAUAUACUGUUAGAUGAAGAUGGGAAUGUCAAGGUUUCUGAUUUUGGCCUUAGUGCCAUUUCAGAGCAGAUAAAGCAAGAUGGGCUCUUUCAUACUUUCUGUGGCACUCCGGCUUAUGUGGCGCCGGAGGUGUUAGGAAGAAAGGGUUAUGAUGCAGCCAAAGUAGACAUUUGGUCAUGUGGGGUGAUACUCUUUGUGCUAAUGGCAGGGUAUUUACCAUUUCAUGAUCAGAAUAUUAUGGCUAUGUACAAGAAGAUUUAUAGGGGUGAAUUUAGAUGUCCCAGGUGGUUUUCACCUGAAUUAACUCGGUUUUUAAAGCACCUUCUUGAUAUUAAUCCCGAAACCAGGAUUACUGUUCAGGAGAUUAUGAAUAAUAGGUGGUUCAAGAAGGGUUUUAAACAUGUUAAAUUUUAUAUUGAGGAUGAUAAGUUGUGUAGUAUAAAUGAUGAUGAGUAUGGUGGGAUUGAUUAUUCGUCUGAUAGAUCAGAGUCUGAGUCUGAAAUAGAGAUCAGAAGGAGGUCAGCUACUUUGCCUAGGCCAGCUAGCUUGAAUGCAUUUGAUAUUAUUUCAUUUUCCCGUGGCUUUGAUUUAUCCGGUUUGUUUGAGGAGGGAGGAGAUGGGGCAAGGUUUGUAUCCGGGGCUCCUGUGCCCAAGAUCAUAAAUAAGUUGGAGGAAAUUGCUAAAGUUGUGAGCUUUGCAGUAAGGAAGAAGGAUUGUAAAGUGAGUAUGGAGGGGUCUAAGGAAGGUGCAAAGGGGCCGUUGACAGUUGCAGCUGAGAUAUUUGAGUUGACGCCAUCGUUGAGAGUUGUUGAAGUGAAGAAGAAAGGAGGAGACAGCUUGGAGUAUGAGGAGUUUUACAACAGGGAAUUGAAGCCAGGAUUACAGAAUUUAGCACAUGAAGUUGGAUACCCUGUUGAUUCAUCAUAUUUGCCAUCAGAUACUGAAUAAAGAGAUAGAAGGGGAAAGGGAAGCGCUGUAUUACAAAUUGAGCUUCUCAAUCUUGUAAGGUCAGUUAAUAAGGAGCAAUUUUGCUAAUAACAUCUGCAUCAUAAUUUUUUAUUAACUACUCAUGGGGUUGAGCCACGGUAAGUUUUUGAUGCUUGCAUUAGGAUAAGGCAUAAGCUGCUUACAUUGUGGCCCUUCCUCAAACUUUAUGUGAAUGCAGGAUGCUUCGUGCACUGGACCAUGCUUUUUUAUUAACUACUCAAAAGUUGUGCGAUCCUUCCCCCAGCACAUAUGGUCUUCACAAUAUAAUGAGAAAAUAAAGAGAGUUUUAAGUUUUUUUUUCUUUUUUGGGUUGUCGUGUCUGGAUUGGUCUGAUAGAAAUGGGAAUCAUUCAUGAACUGUAAUCUGCUUCUUCUCGUAAGAGUAUUGCCAAGUUGAUCAAGGCCAGUAGAACCUUGAUGAUUGGAAUUUGGAUCAAGGCUCUUAUAGAUUUUCUUGAGGAUGUUACCUGCCAAGCUUAAUCUGACAAACCUUACUGGAUGAUUAAUGCUUGUCAUUAACUGUUCUCUUAUUUUGCCUGCUAGUUUUAUUGGUCAAUCUGGAGUUUCCCUUUGAGUUUGUUAUAUUUGCAUUAGUAAAUCUUCUUCAAUGAAAAAGGUAUCAGAAGAACCUUUUUUUUUAUCGUUACAAAAGUACAAACUAGCCUGGAAAUUAAAUGGCCGUCUUUAACCUUUGUUGGGUUUAGGUACGUCUGAGCGCAGGGGGCAACUAAGGGGAAAACAUUUAAGUGAGGUUUGCCCAGAUAGGUUUUAUUUGUGUGAGUGCUUUUGGGCACAGUACCUGUGAAGACGAUUGUUGUAGAUUUAUGAAAACCAGCUCUUUGAUUACCCUUGGUCGGUGAUGAAACUGGUAUAUAUGGUGCUUAAAUAAUUUUCCUUGAUCUUUUUCAUACCUUGCAGCCUAGAUUUUUUAGCAAGACCUGAAGCGAAAGAUUUGCUUCUUUUGAUAUUUCACAUUGCCUUUUGCUUUUCCCCAAUAGAUGGGAAAUGCUUUAAUGCUGAAUGAUGUUGGAGCAACAUAGCUCUAAGUGAAUAAACUCAUAGGAGUAUUCUUUCAAUUUGACUAGCAUGUUCGAACUUUUUGAGGCACCUUCAGGGUGAUGUGGUAAUAAAAUUCAUUUUUACCUUAAAAAGAAAAAAAAAAGGUGGUUUUUGAUGGUCUCUCAUUAAUGAUAGUUCUAUUGUUUCACCAGUAGGGGAUUGAUUAUCGUUUGAUAGGAAUAUGAUGCAAGAUCCUGGAUCUAAGGGCAUAUCUUUGUCACUUCUUAUGUUUACUUCUUGCAUAUGCUGUAUUCUGUUAUGCUGUGUCAUAGUGGUCUUCUGUCCUUAUUAUGUUAAAAAUGAGCAUCCUGAUGGUUGUUUUAAAGUUAGUGAAGGGCUCGUCCUUAUUCGUUCUUUCCCUUUUUAUAUUAUUUUCUUGGUACUGCCAUUUGAACAUUGUUGACCAACCUUUCUCAUAUAAAAGAAUAUUGUUUUCUUAUUAUGGCCAGUUCAUUCAUCACUAUGAUGCUGGUGUGAUUAAUUAAAUAUUUAGUAGUGGUUGGUACUGAAAGAUGUGAUUGCUCAAUUUGUAUUCUGCAACUGAUUCCCUGAAUUUGGCCACUUAUGAAUUCUUUAUAUAAUCUA
This is a messenger RNA of Solanum stenotomum, 3455 nucleotides long. RefSeq names its product CBL-interacting serine/threonine-protein kinase 12-like. The coding region runs from base 337 to 1773 and encodes 478 amino acids. The transcript has 2 exons. The record is from RefSeq and is a predicted model, not a curated record. Gene Ontology annotation, biological process: protein phosphorylation; signal transduction. Lineage: Eukaryota; Viridiplantae; Streptophyta; Magnoliopsida; Solanales; Solanaceae. Gene Ontology annotation, molecular function: protein kinase activity; ATP binding.